Molecule: messenger RNA, 1962 nt
Organism: Prunus avium (sweet cherry)
Lineage: Eukaryota; Viridiplantae; Streptophyta; Magnoliopsida; Rosales; Rosaceae
Source: RefSeq, a predicted model, not a curated record
AUGGAGAAGAACUACUGGACCAUGUACUUCGAUGGCUCCAGUACCAAGACCAUGUCUGGGGCCGGAGUCGUGAUCGAGUCCCCUCAAGGACAAAGGUGGCAGUUUGCAUUCCAGCUUGAUUUCAAAUGCACCAAUAAUCAGACCGAAUACGAAGCACUUAUUAUCGGUCUCGGAAUUCUGAAAGAAAUGAAGGCAACCCGUGUCUUGGUCUACGGUGAUUCUCAGCUAGUAAUUAACCAACUGACCAGGGAAUACCAAUGCACAAGCGAGAAUUUAACUAUGUAUUACGUAACGGCCCUCAAUACGGCCGAUGAGUUUUCUAGAAUCUCCUUUGUUCAUGUGCCGCGCGCUGAAAACCAUGAGGCCAAUGAGAUGGCCCAGGUAGCGUCGGGCAUGCACAUUCCGGAUGGCUACCACGGCCACGUGAGAUGCACCAAUAAUCAGACCGAAUACGAAGCACUUAUUAUCAGUCUCGGAAUUCUGAAAGAAAUGAAGGCAACCCGUGUCUUGGUCUACGGUGAUUCUCAGCUAGUAAUUAACCAACUGACCAGGGAAUACCAAUGCACAAGCGAGAAUUUAACUAUGUAUUACGUAACGGCCCUCAAUACGGCCGAUGAGUUUUCUAGAAUCUCCUUUGUUCAUGUGCCGCGCGCUGAAAACCAUGAGGCCAAUGAGAUGGCCCAGGUAGCGUCGGGCAUGCACAUUCCGGACGGCUACCACGGCCACGUGAUAAGAAUCGAGAGGCGUACCUUGCCGGCUUUGGCCGAACGAGGAAUGACAACGCAAAUGUCAUCGCCCGAAAUCACCGACAAAGUCAACACGGUCGAAGCAGACUGGCGCUACCCAAUAGUGAAGUAUCUGUGCGACCCCUCCGGUGACCAUGAAAGGACUACGCGCUUCUGGGCUCGGUGUUAUUUGAUCUAUCAGAACGAACUGUAUCGAAAGGGGUCAGACGGCCUAUUACUCCUAUGUCCUAAUACCGAAGACGUUCAGGUAAUUAUGGCUGAGUCUCAGGAAGGGAUUUGUAGCGCCCAUCAGUCCGGCAUCAAGAUGAGAUGGUUGGUUCGAAGGCACGGCUACUACUGGCCGACUAUCUUAAAAGAUUGCAUAGAAUAUGCAAGGGGGUGCGUCAAAUGUCAAAUCUACGACCCCAUACAAAGGGUACCGGCCGAAGCCCUUCACCCGAUCACCAAACCAUGGCCGUUCAGAGGAUGGGCCGUGGACAUCAUUGGCAAAAUCUAUCCGGCCGCGUCCAACCAACACGCAUGGAUUUUGGUGGCAACCGACUAUUUUAAUAAAUGGGUCGUGGCCGAGUCCUAUCGGUCAAUUUCUAGCGCACAAGUGGUCAAAUUCUUUGAAAAUCACAUCGUCCACAGAUUCGGUAUACUCGAGACUAUCACGGCCGAUAACGGCCUAGUUUUCGCAUCGGCCGAGACUCGGGAGUACACCGAAAGGAUGGGGAUCAAAUUAGUUCACUCAACACCUUACUACCCCCAGUCUAACGAACAGGCCGAGGCGAGCAACAAGUUAAAGGUUCAGUCUCUCCGUGUGACCGAGCGGCCUAGGCCAGAAAGGAAGGACUACGCGCAAGCCAUGGCUCAGGAGUUAGAAGAUUUGGAGCAGUCCAGACUCGAUGCUUAUAACUUGAUGCAAGCACAAAAGAAGAUUACGGCGAGGGCCUACAACAGAAAGGUCAAGCAAAAAACUUUCGCCGAAGGCGACUUGGUAUGGCGAGCCGUGCUUCCUAAUGGGACAAAAGACCCUCUGCUUCCUAAUGGGACUAAAGACCCUCGGUUCGGUAAAUUCUCAUCCAACUGGGAGGGGCCGUUUAUUAUCGAACGAAUUCUCGGCCGAGGUGCAUUUCAGUUGAUAGAUAGGGAUGGAGAACGACACAACUUGCCAAUAAACGGCCAGUACUUAAAGAAAUAUACCCCAUCAUUAUGGGAGACGGCCGAGAUAUAG